AGUUCUGUGCCGCAUGGAAACUUUAUGCUCCGAACAAAUAUUUAUCAUGGCAGAAGACAAGGAAUUCAAUUUAUGUUACUGUAAUGAAGUGCGAUUAUGCCUUCAUGGCCUCGAGGAGCAUGUUUCAUGUGCUUUAUGAAUUCAAUUUUCAGAAUAACUGAUGCACCGCUGUUAGCCGACACCACGUGUUGCAGUAACUUACAAUGGUUUCAUUCAUUACGAAGUUUAGUCGAGUGGUUAAUGAACAUUCUCAUAAUUAUUUAAGUGACACUUCUUGUUAUCAAAAGAACACUUUUUAUUUCACAAUUUUGAUAUCGAUCUUGAAGCGGAAAAAUUAAUGCUGUCAUCGAAAUGGCUGCAAUUAACAACUUGAUGUUAUUCAUAUUUCUUCAUAUUACUUCAGUCAUCGCCGGUGAUGAAACUUUUAGUGAAAUUUCUAUACCUGACGAAGCCCAUUCAGCUCAUCUGCUCGUUAAUCCCCAAAUAGCUCCUAAUUAUUCAGAUGACUUCCCAAACAACGAUCUUGGAAUAGACUACCAAGCGAAAAGAAAUUCUCCUCAAGCUUCUGAAUUUUCCAAUAGUGUCCAUUUCGGUAACUUGGAGAACAAUUUGAAUCUUAGACCCGAUUCAUACUCUUCAAAAGCAAGCAAAACGGUUGAAGAUUUGCAUUUCAAUCAUGGCCAAUCGAGUGGAAAUGAUCACAUAGCAUCCGAGACCGAGUCUCGGUCACCCGAACCUAGUCAAUUUGCUCCGAAUCGACCGAUCGACAGCCUGAAACUAGACCCCGACUCCUCAACAACUCAGCCCAAGAACCCGAACCUCGAUUUGUCAUCGAGUUUGCGUCGUUCGCGCCGAUCAGGUGAUAGAUGGGCGACGAGUAUGUCGGAUACAGACGACCGUUUCGAGCGCGCCGCCAUAUCCAGUCACCCGUCCGACAACCAACUACACCGACAGCGCACCAAGAACAGAGACGCGCGACGCCGCAAAGUCCGCGUGACGGAGGUAGAGGACCUCGUGAAGGAAGCCAUCGCGGCCACGGUGAGCUCUGCUCUUCGUCAGGAGCUCGAGCCUCUCCACACCGCCCUCAGGAUCGUCAAGCUCGACACCUUCACCGAGGGCAUCGUCAGGCAGCUGAGCACACUAGAGCACAUACAGAGCAAGCUGCUCACGGAGUAUGGUGAGAUGAGGGAGGCCGUCUCCCAGGCGUCCAGAAACGCUCAGGAGCUCGCGGUUCAGAUCAUUGGCCUGGAGGCGAAGAUAGCCUCGCUGGCGGCCGACGCUGCGAGCAGCAAGAAAGAUGAGCCGCCCUCCAGCACCCGCAGCAGCAGCAGCAGCAGCGCUGAGAGCGGCGGAGGCCCGGCCAAAACUGAAGAGCUCAAAGCCGUCCUCAUGCAGGCCUCGGCAGCCUUCUCCGCCAGACUCACGGCAACAGAAAGACGUUUCAAAGACGAUCUUGGCACACUCGAGAGCCGCUUGUCAGAGACCGUGAAGCGCUCACAGUUGGCGCUCGACUCGCGGCUGUUGAGCAUCUCAUCGGACACAUCCAGACUCGUCAAUAAGACAAGUCGGGAUGUGGUUGACGCUGCGUCUGACAAUAAACAUGGCCUUUUCAGCGUAGACGAUACGUCUGGCCAGUCUACAAAGUUUCCUUUUGGUCCUGGGCGUCCUUUCGGACCUUCGUUUUCAUUGCCGAGGGCCUUCCCGAGUCCAAGUGUGUCUCCGCUGCAAGAAAGCAAAGCCACGCGAGACGACUUUCUGCUAGACCAAGCGGGAUCCCAAAGCGAGAGUACGGCCAGGACCGACCACCUGACGGACAGCCUCACCCUCCAGCCGUUCCCCUCUUGGGGUCGCGCUGAGAUGGUCAACCUCGCGGUCGUCACGAGACUCGCCGCUGAAAUUGCCACUAGGAUCUCUAAAGACGCGCUAAGAAAUGAACACAUUCACCAGCUGACGUCUUCAGGCGACUACGUCCUCCGCAUCGAGCUGGAGGACUGGGCCGAGGAGCGACGCUGGGCGACCUACGAACAUUUCUACCUCACCGGCGAGACUACNUAA
This is a messenger RNA of Hyalella azteca, 2055 nucleotides long. RefSeq lists its product as uncharacterized. Lineage: Eukaryota; Metazoa; Arthropoda; Malacostraca; Amphipoda; Hyalellidae. The record is from RefSeq and is a predicted model, not a curated record. The transcript is spliced from 8 exons. The coding region runs from base 352 to 2055 and encodes 567 amino acids.